AUGGCUGAGUCUUUAAGUGAAGUGUCCAGCAGCAUGGAAGGUUUGGAAGAUGAGGGAAAGAAGAAAUCCAAGUUUAAAGCCUUUAAGAGCUUUUUUGGCAAGAAGAAGAAGAAAGAGCCGGAAGAUGUCCAGGAAGGGAACGUGGUAAAGCCAAGGCUUUCUAGUAGCAGUCUGAAGCCAGUUACGGAAAUCAAAGUGCACAAGCCUAAGAGUAGCUUGGGAACCAAGUCCAUAUCCCAUGACAGUGUCUUCUGUUUGGAAUCUGAGCCUGAGAAACGGGCAAGCAAACUGCCCUUGUCUCAAGAGCCCCAGAGAAGCAGACCACAGGAGAUCCCACCAGUGCACUCACGGAGACUCAGUGUCUCUUCCAGUGUUACCCAAGCUAAGAAAGACUCAAAGGACUUGGAAAAAAACUUUGCCAGAGACGAGAAAUCCAAGAUCUCCCCAAAGAAGUUUCCAGCAGACCGUUCAGCAACAUGGAGCAAGAGCGGCUUGGAAUUGUUCUCGGAGCUUGAUCUCUCGCAGUCUUCUCAAAGCAGCGCUCAGCUGCUCUCAGGGUUCAGCACCCCAGCCACCUCACAAGGCUGCUUGGAUUCUUCCGCUGCUAAAUACAAGAUAGCUUUAAAUCCCCGGAAACAGAAGAGGAAGAAGACAGCUUCCUCUUCUGCCAAAGCAAAGCAGGAAGAGCAGCCUGCGUCACUGGUGACUAAAGAAAAGGCCACAACCAAGACAAAACACGCCGACCGGAAGGAGCACAAAAGGGACAGCACAGGGCCUACAAUCCAGGAGCAGAGUUACAAACCUGACUCUCAGGAUAAGAAGAAGACAAGACAUCAGUCUCUAAGUACUGAUGCUGCCUCGAGCACAGGCCACUCGGUUUCAGGAUCCCAUCCAAGAAGACGCAGAAGAAGAGUCAAAAACGAGUUGGGUUUAGUAGAGAAAGACCUUCUAAAAUCCACGAAAGAACAUGACCUGGCUGGGAAAGCUGGCUCCUCACCUACUGAAGAUUUGCCUGGUAAGGAGCACUCUUUCUUGAAGCUUUGUCUGGAGAAGCAAAGCACAGAGCAGAACCCAACUGCACAAGCAGCGGUUACUACUCCUCAGAAGAUGCCUUCCAAUAAAGGGAAUGUGAAGGGGAAAAUGGCUACCGUAGAUGUUGAAGCCCAAAGAACACCAGCACCACAGCCUACACCUACACAAGUGGCAGAAUUCACAGUGAGCAGUCCACUACUCAGCCGUGAAGAAGGGUUUUCUGAAGGCAAGAAGAAAAAGGAGAAAGCCAGUUCACGGAUAAGACAAGCAUCCACAAGCCAAGAAGAGGCCACUGUCUCGAGGACAGUGGAGGCCCAAGCGUGUGCGUAUCCUUCUCAAGUCCAUGGAGAAGAGGGAGAAGCAUCCAGCCUUGUUUUGCAGAAGUUUCUACCAAGAAAGGAAUUAUCCUUGGAGAGCACAACUUACCCCAAAGGGAGGCAUCCCAGAGGUGGCCUUCGGGCCUUUUCAGCAAGUGUUUCAAGCACUACCGCAGGAGAUGAUGUUUCUAUGCCCAUGUCGCCUCUUCCCCUCAGGAGGUGGCCACCUGCAGGGGAAAUCUCCACCGAUUCAUACAGUAGUUCAGAGUAUGAGAGUAGUUCUGAAGUGCAACUGGGCUCCGCGCAUUCUUUCCAGCUUCUAUGGAGCCCUCAAGAUGACGAUGUCUUCCUGAAAGCAGGAAGUGCAGAUGCAGAACUGAGCAAGACGGGGUGGCAGCAGCCUCUCAGAAAGGCCAAAGCUAGAGAAGUCUCCUCAGAAUCAGACAGUUCCUUAGACGAUCAGAGAAGCUGCGAGAUGACAUCUGCCCAGUCCUUCCAGUCCUUGGACGAGUUUGAAGGAUGCUCAGAAUCAGCAAGUUUUAUCAUCGAUUCUGUCUCUGAAGAGAAGUUGGCUUCCAGGAGAUAUUCCCAGGCCUUGCUGGAGUCUGAAGAAAAUGAAGUCUCCACAGAGUCAAGCAGUUACUUUGAGAAGUAUCACAGUUCUGAGGAUAUGAGCAGCUCGGAGGAAGAACAGCCUCCUGAACCUUUCAAGCAGGCCCUGGGUCAGUCCAGAGACCAGCAAGAAGUGUCCCCAGUUUCGAAGAGUAUCCCAAAAGAGUGGAGUGGUUCUGCCAAGCCAGUGCACCCCGUACACACUUCUCCACCCAUUGUGAGCCCUGAUACUCAGCAGCACCUCCCCAUUUUGGGGAACGUUUCUGCAGCACAAAGCAGACCCGUGGAGUUACUACCUCCCGGCCACACUGUCAGGUUAUGGAUGAGCCCUCAGUCUGAGCAUCAAGUGUUUGCAGAGGACACUGCUGCUGACUGGGACAUUUUUAUGCAGCCACCAUCCAGACCAGUGCUUGAGCAAGAUAUUUCUGCAGGCCCAGAGCUUGGCAUUUUUGAACAAUGUGUUGCUGCACAGUCUCCCAGAUACCCUUCUCAGCCUUCAGUGGGACCAACCAUCAAGAAAGAAGUUUCACUGGGUGCAGAAAGUGCUGCAUUUGAGGGAAGUCAUUUUAUGGAGCCCCUGCUUCCUCAGCAUCUUCCUCAACCCCUGUUGAAACCCUUCACCCAGCACCAGGCUUCGACUUUUGAAAGAGGUGUUCCUAUGGAUUCAAGGCUUCUGGCACAAUCUUUCCAUCCAUGGCUGAAGCCUCAAGGGAAGCAAUCAUUUUCCGGUUCAGAGAGCACAGCUUUCGAAGGGAACUCUUCUAUGGAGCAUGCGUCCCUUUCCCUUUCCCAGCCUAUGAAGCAGCCUUAUCAAAAUGUGCCUUUAGAAUCCGAGGCUGUCGCUGCUCAGGUCAUUGCCAUGGGCCCACUGCACACCAAAUAUUCUACUCAUUCCUUACUAACUCCUCAAAGUCAACCAGUCGCAGAAAGUACCUCAGUAGAAGGUGCCUCUUUGAUGGAGCUAUUGCCUCCUCAACCCUCAGUAAAGUCCAAAUUCCAACCACAGAUGACCCGUGGCAACGUUCCUGCUGCAUGGGCCAUUCCUAUUCAUCCACCAGCUCCCAAAAUGCCUUCUCAGCCCUUGAUGGGAUCAGGAAUCCCACAGUCAGCCUCCACAGGAUCCAUGAACACAUCUAUACAACAAGUCACUGUAGAGCCAUUGUCUCCUAGAAACCCUUUGCAGCCAUGGCCAACUUCUCCAUUUGAACAAAUCUCUGCGCCCCCAGACAAGGCUGCAAAGGCAGCAUGGAGCUUUCCUGUUGAUCCACCAGCUCCCAGAGAGCUUUCUCAGCCCUUGAUGGGAUCAAUAGUCCAACAGCCAGUCUCCACAGAGUUAGUGGCUAUUUCUGUACCACAGAGCGGCUCUGUGGAGCUCAUGCCUUCUAGAUUCUCUUUCCAGUCAAGAGUAGAUCCGGAGACUUAUGCAGCAGAUGAGAAAGUUUCUCCAAUUAUGAAGCCUGGAAGACAUCAACUUCCAAGGAGCACAGAAUUCAAGGAAGAAGUUUCCUCAGAUUUAUUGGGAGCUUCUGGAGAAUGGGGCAUUCCUAUUGAGCCAAUGCCUUCAAAAUAUGGACCUCAUCCAUGGUUGGGUUCUGAGUCUGAGCGCCAAGCCUCAAGUCUAGAAGGUUUUGCCAAAGAGGGGGACAUUUAUAAGGAGGCAUGGAUUCCCAGAAAUCCUUCCCAAAGCAUUACAAAACUUCAAGUCCAGAAGACUCCCUCAACGUGCGAGAGUCCCUCUUUUGAGGGAGGCAUUUCCUGGAAGCCACCGCCUCCCAAAGUUGCCACCCCGUUCUUAAUGAGUUCUAAAGUUAAGGACAUGCCCUACAGUCUGGAGAGUGCUGAUGAUCAAGACAGCUCUAAGAAACAACAGGGUAGAAGUGCUCCUUCCCAGUCCUUUGUGAAAUUUAUGGCAGAUCAAAUCUUCUCAGAGAGUACUGCUGGGGAGACGGCCAUUUAUGGAAAACCUGUGCUUCAGAAUCGAAGCCGUCCUUCCAGAUCUUUGGUGAAGCCUAAACUGGAGGAGCAAGUGUUCUUACAGAACUGGGAUGAUGAGCCUAAGGAAGACACCACUUUGAAGAAGCUGCCCCUGAAGCAGCCUCCGCAGUCGCCCAGAAGACCGAAAGAGUCCCAGGAAGUUGUGUCAUAUUCUAAGGGCGCCCCUGGGAAGUGGAGCAGCUCAGCAGUGGACAGUUCUCAGUCCCUGGGAAAGCUUGAAUACAGGCAGAAAGUCUCCGUUUCUGUGAGUUUUCCCGAAGAGUGGAAGAGGUCCGAAGUCCAACCGCCUUCCACACAGCCUUCUCAAGGCUUCGAUGUAGCUAGGUCGCAGCCACCGGUUUUAUCAAAAGCUCCUGCAAAUGUUCCUGUGGAGUGGCGCAGUUCUGAGGGGCAUCGGCCUCCCGGUCAGUCUGCUCAGGCUUUAGUGAUCUCUGACUAUCAGCAACAAGUUUACUUAAGUUCUUCCAAUGCUGCCACGGAAGGAUCCACUUCUAGGAAGAAUACUGGCAGCUGGUCCAUGCCAAAAGGCCCAGAUUCUACAAAGAAAACCAUGAAAGACACACAAGGCUAUGGGGACUUCAUUAAAAGCGCCCCAACUUCCGUUACCAAACCUGGCAAGUUCACUUGGGUUCCUGCCCAGAAAGCAUUUGCUUCAACUGGCGCUUACUCUAAGGAGGAAGUUCCUCAGCGCCGUGACGAAAAAGAGCGUUCUUCGUUUCUUUCCACCAGCAAGUCUGAUGUAGAAAAUGUUUUUGGAGUGCGACUGCGGAAAAUCUCCCAGAGGAGUGGGAUCCCAGAGCCUAUCGCGCCAGUUGUCCCAGCAGGCAAAGAACAGACGAACAAAGGAACUCCCCAGGGCUUCAGCGGAGGCCAUGAGAAGUCCAGCCAAGCACUUAGCUGUGCACAAAAGCAAGGAAGCAGGCCCAGAUAUGAAGGCAUUUUCAAGAAGCCAACAGUUUUCCGACCUCCAGAAAAGACCUCUAGUUUGAAGUCAGAUUACACUACAGAACCAUCUUGGAUCAGUGUGGCAAAACAGAGGCAAAAGAGCUUUGCCUCCCACUUCCCUAAAAAACCCCGGACCAGAGCUGAAAUUAGGGCUGAGACCAAGGAGCAAAAAUAUCAGUCAAAAUAUGAUCCAGGCAUGGAGAGUUCACGGAAGGAACCAGAACCCUCAACUGAUAUCCCCUCAAGAAUGACUUUUUAUUCCACUGUUCCCAGAGAGGAGUCGUCAAGGCUAUCUAAGUUUACAAAAUCAGUUGUGUUUGAUGAUCAGAACAAGCUUCACCCAUAUACCAGGGAGAGAAACACCAGACGCUCUUCAAGUGUGCCACCCAAAGUUUCACCACCCAAGGAGCCUGUGUGGUUCUCAAUGGCCAAGAAGAAAGCCCAAGCAUGGAGCCAAAUGGCAGAUAUCAUGCAAUGAAUAGCUCCUGGAUGGAGCCUCAGCAUUUUCAGUAGUAAUUGCCAGUAGCUGUGGUAAUUCCAUACAACAGUUUUUCUAGAGCUAGUUUUUAUUAAGGAAAAUAACUUUAGAAAUAGCAAUUAACAUUUUGAAUUAUACUACUAAUGUCUAACCCUCAGAAAGUCACUACCAAUAUCCCCAAACCCAGCAUGUUCUCCAGAAAAGUUUUGCGAAAUCAUUAACUUCAGACAUUGUGCCUUAGAAGAAAGAAAACAACCACAUUUUGCUUCAAACUCUCUCCUUUUAUCUUUAUACUCCAGGAUCCAAGCCUAGGGAAUGGUAUCGUCUAUGGCAGAUGGGUUUCCUCCACCUUAAUUAACCUUUCCAUUGUCAAAUUCUACACAUUUAUUCUAUCUCUCAAGUCCAGAACACAUUAUGAGAGAUCUACAUUUAAAUGCCUUAACAGUAAAUCUAGCUCCUUUUCCCUAGAUCCAAAGGACAUCUACUUCUGUCAUGUACUUGCUUUGCUUAAGCAGACAUGCAUCUUGAACAUCUAUGUUGGAUGCUUCCCCAUUCAAAACCAUGUCUAGAAAGGCAAUGAGAGUCUAUGGCUAACUUAAAUUACUGGCGCUGGGUUUUGCCGAUGAUGCUAUAAUGUCACACUGUACAACAUGCUGAAUUUUUUCAUUUAAUCUAUAAGACAUCUCCUUAUUUUGGUCCUCUAGCUUUGCCUUUUGAUAAUGUUAAGUUUUUGAUUGUUUGGAUUUCAUUCCAUUUUUUUCUAUAGUGAAUAGUUUGUUUAAACUAAGGCUCUUAACAUAGGUAAUCACAGUAUAUUAGUUCUAACACUUCCCUUCCCCAGUUUUUCCCAUGUAGUCAUUGCAUCGUUCUCACUAUGAGAACUCCCCAUUAAUGAUAUCUCUCCAAUUACUAACAAGUCUCAAUUUUUAAUCAUAAGCUUAAGGUUUUUCAUUGCCUAGGAAUGUAUUCUGAUAGGUUUGUUUCUUUUAACUUUCUUAUUUUUCGAUUAACACAAAGCAAAUAAAUUCAA
Molecule: messenger RNA, 6409 nt
Organism: Microtus oregoni (creeping vole)
Lineage: Eukaryota; Metazoa; Chordata; Mammalia; Rodentia; Cricetidae
Product: KIAA1210 ortholog
Exons: 12
Coding region: 1-5379 (1792 amino acids)
Source: RefSeq, a predicted model, not a curated record